AGCGCGUGGACGAGUUAAGUCCGCGGAGGUGCCUUGCUUAGGUUAAUAGGACUGAUUCGUGAACUGUUGUGUUGGUGCGUAUGCUCGCGUCCGCGGUGGCUCGACCAUGUUGAUAUCGGCGGGCAGCGGCCCUACACCCGAGUUCUCUCCCGCCUCGUGCUGCGCAUCCUGGAAGAUGGAGCCGGCGCCCCAAGCGCCCGCUUCCAUCUCGCAGCAGCUGAACAACGUGCCGGUGUCUCCAUCAUCAUCAGGCGGUGGCUCUGGGACCCCUUUGUACCCCGGCGCGGCAUCACACCCUCUAUCAUCAUUGCUGUCCCAGCAGAGGCUGUUGGAGUUGUCACGCUUCGGGUUGAGGCAUUACGACAUCGCACAUCACGUGCUGUCCCAGCAAGGUGCUGUUACUAAACUGCUUGGCACUCUUCGACCUCCGGGCCUAAUCGGUGGGAGCAAGCCAAAAGUUGCGACGCCGGCGGUUGUUUCCAAGAUAGAGCAGUACAAAAGAGAAAACCCAACGAUCUUCGCGUGGGAGAUUCGCGAGAGACUCAUUUCUGAAGGGGUCUGUACAAACGCAACUGCCCCGAGCGUAUCGUCGAUAAACAGGAUACUCAGAAACAGGGCAGCGGAGAGAGCCGCUGCAGAGUUUGCUCGGGCAGCCGGAUACGGUCUCUAUGCUGCCCCACCUCCGUACGGCGGAUUCCCAUGGGCUGGUGGCGGCGUUUGGCCCCCCGGUAGCUUACCUCUACCACCAGGAGUUCCAGCACCUUCUGUAGGAGUACCACACCCCGAUGCUAUGAAACAAGGCUUUCUGUCAUCAUCAGGACGUGGGUUUAUUGAUGUGGACGGUGAUGAUUCUGGCUCCCUGGACGGCGAACAGCCCAAAUUUAGAAGAAACCGUACAACGUUUAGUCCAGACCAAUUAGAAGAACUAGAAAAAGAAUUUGAAAAAUCUCAUUACCCCUGCGUAUCUACGCGAGAACGGCUAGCUUCUAAGACUUCCCUAUCCGAGGCUCGUGUCCAGGUUUGGUUUUCCAACAGACGAGCCAAGUGGAGGCGCCACCAGCGCAUGAACCUCCUCAAGCGCGGUGGCGGCUCCCCCUCGCACCGCUUGCCCCACUCCCCCUCCCGCUCCCGUUCUCGUUCUUUGUCCCCCGCGCGCGUCCCCUACCAUACCCCCCAGAUGGGCGGCGAGAAUAGUGCGUUCAAGGCUCUAGCGCACCAGGACCCAAGCGCGCUAAAAGCUCUCUCGCAGCAGGCUCAGUUCGAAACCACCGCGCUGAAAGCGCUUACACAGCAACAGUUCGACAGCAACGCGUAUAAACCGCAUCCAGCAUUAGAGACAAGCGCGUUCAAAUCACUCGUUCCGAACUCCGCCGCCGCUGCGCUGUUAGCCGCACAAUCGAUACAAUUGGCGCGCGGAUAUGAAUCUCAUUCCGAUUCCGACGAGGAAAUAAACGUUCACGACGAGAGUGAGGACGAAGCUGAGAAACAGAUUAACAAGACAAGAUCUAGAUCUGCGAGCCCCGAUCGGCAUAGAAUGGCGUCUAAUGACUUGCCGCUUCAAUUAACUAAACAUGACCGUUGAUUGGGAUUACGGUUAAUUUAUUUCAUUUUGUACUAAGAAUAUAAUGAUUCCUAUUUAAUGUCGAUGUUCCGAAUAAAUAAAUUAUGUAAAUUAUAAUCUUAGAUGUAGUUCACCCGCUCGCUUGUAAAUUCUUGUAAAUAAAUAUAAGUAUUAAGGUUGUCAAUAAAUGUAAAAGAUGGCUAUAAAUUUAA
Pararge aegeria (speckled wood butterfly) is the source of this 1773-nucleotide messenger RNA. RefSeq names its product paired box protein Pax-6-like. Gene Ontology annotation, molecular function: RNA polymerase II cis-regulatory region sequence-specific DNA binding; DNA-binding transcription factor activity, RNA polymerase II-specific. The coding region runs from base 107 to 1582 and encodes 491 amino acids. NCBI's taxonomy places the organism in Eukaryota, Metazoa, Arthropoda, Insecta, Lepidoptera, Nymphalidae. Gene Ontology annotation, biological process: regulation of transcription by RNA polymerase II; anatomical structure development. The transcript is spliced from 6 exons. The record is from RefSeq and is a predicted model, not a curated record.